Messenger RNA from Pyrus x bretschneideri (Chinese white pear), 1906 nucleotides. RefSeq names its product protein CbbX. NCBI's taxonomy places the organism in Eukaryota, Viridiplantae, Streptophyta, Magnoliopsida, Rosales, Rosaceae. Gene Ontology annotation, molecular function: protein binding; ATP hydrolysis activity; ATP binding. The record is from RefSeq and is a predicted model, not a curated record.
UAUCUCCCUCUAAAACCUCUCUCCCCGGUUUUUUCUCAAUUCAUUUUCGACCAUCUUUCUUUUGUCUGUUGUCUGAGAAGGGGAGAGAGAGAGAGUUAGCAAGAACCCACAAGUAUACAGGGGGGAAGGAAGGAUGCAGAGGCACCCAGAUCAAAGGUCGAGAUCCGCCAAGCUCACCACCAUCCACGGCUUCGCUCAGUCCGGCGACCUUCUUGGCUUCCAGAAGCUGCUUCGGGAAACCCCAUCUCUUCUCAACGAAAAAAAUGCCGUUAUGCAACAAACUCCACUUCAUGUUUCUGCUGGUUACAACAGGGGCGACAUAGUUAAAUUCCUUCUUGAUUGGCAAGGGCCGGGUGAAGUUGAGUUGGAAGCCAAGAACAUGUACGGAGAAACACCAUUGCACAUGGCAGCAAAGAAUGGAUGCAAUGAUGCUGCACGGUUGCUUCUUGUCCAUGGUGCUUUUAUCGAAGCCAAGGCAAAUAAUGGAAUGACACCACUACACCUUGCUGUGUGGUACUCACUUACAGCUGAAGAGUUCUCAACUGUCAAAACAUUACUAGAGUACAAUGCUGAUUGCAGUGCUAAGGACGAUGAGGGCAUGACUCCUAUACAUCACUUAUCUAAGGGCCGUGCAAAUGAAAAGUUGCGGGAACUAUUACAAUGGCACUAUGAAGAGCAGAGGAGAAAAAAAGCAAUUGAAGCAUGCAGUGAAACUAAAGCUAAGAUGGAUGAACUUGAAAGUGAGUUAUCAAAUAUUGUUGGUUUGCAUGAGCUCAAGGUACAACUACGGAAAUGCAAGGGGAUGCUUUUGGAUGAGAGGCGUAAGGCCCUUGGGCUGAAAGUUGGUGUGAGGAGACCGCCUCAUAUGGCUUUUCUUGGAAAUCCUGGAACUGGUAAGACCAUGGUAGCUCGAAUUCUUGGAAGAUUACUCCAUAUGGUAGGAAUUCUACCUACUGAUAAAGUAACAGAAGUACAGAGGACCGAUUUGGUUGGGGAAUUCGUUGGUCACACUGGACCCAAAACUAGGAGGAAGAUUAAAGACGCAGAGGGAGGAAUCCUUUUUGUAGAUGAAGCUUAUCGACUAAUACCCAUGCAGAAGGCAGACGAUAAAGACUAUGGCUUGGAAGCAUUGGAAGAGAUCAUGUCUGUCAUGGAUAGUGGAAAAAUCGUAGUCAUAUUUGCAGGAUAUAGCGAACCAAUGAAACGUGUAAUUGCUUCAAAUGAAGGUUUCUGUCGACGUGUGACCAAGUUUUUCAAUUUUAGUGACUUCACUUCAGAAGACCUAGCAAAGAUCCUCCACAUCAAGAUGCAUAAUCAGACAGAGGAGAGCUUGUUGUAUGGAUUUCAGUUACACUCUUCGUGCAGUAUAGAAGCUGUUGCAGAUCUGAUUCGAAGAGAGACAACAGAAAAGCAGUGCAAGGAGAUGAAUGGAGGUUUAGUGGAUACGAUGUUAGUGAAUGCUAGAGAGAGUUUGGAUCUUAGGCUCGAUUUUGAUUGUAUAGAUACAGAAGAACUUAGAACAAUCACCCUAGAGGAUUUACAAGCAGGCCUUCGGGUUUUGUCACAGUGAGGCAGAUGUGGCGGAAAUUUUGAAAUAAACAAAAGGAAACGAUCAUGUAAUCAUAAGCAUGCAGAGAAAGCUUUGCAGGUGUACCUCAGAUUGAUGUGAAAUAUUCGUUUCUCCAGCUCUCGUUCAAUAUCUACGCGUGGUCACGAUGUUCGGCUGCGGUUUACUGCUGGAGAUAUAGUGGUUUUCAGGAUAUUCAGAAAUUAUUUGAUUCAUUGUUGGCAGGUAUUGGUGUAAUUGACAUUUUCUCUGUGAUGGUAGAAAAUCCGUUGUUAAAAAACUUUCAAAUUUCAAUUGCUUGUUUAAAGUUAAUGAGGAAAGAGAUACAUCUUUCACUUA